Molecule: messenger RNA, 1878 nt
Organism: Trifolium pratense (red clover)
Lineage: Eukaryota; Viridiplantae; Streptophyta; Magnoliopsida; Fabales; Fabaceae
Product: zinc finger CCCH domain-containing protein 48-like
Exons: 7
Coding region: 131-1642 (503 amino acids)
Molecular function (GO): metal ion binding; protein binding
Source: RefSeq, a predicted model, not a curated record
UUGUUCACUCUAAAAUUGAUUCACACUCUCUCACUCUGUUCCUCAAUUCUUCACUCUCCACUUCGCUUCGCGCCUCUCCACUUCGCGCCUGGAUCGCCUCUCUCUCUGUUCGUUCACUCAGUGUAUAAUCAUGGUCACUAAAUGGACAAGAAUUGAUCGACGAAUUAUCCCCACAACAUGUUAUUACUGGUUGAAUGGGAGAUGCAAUCGAAACCCUUGUAGGUUUCUUCACAGCAAACCUCCUAUAGUCACCAAGACCGUCAAUUGUAAUGGAGGAAGGAAGCGAUGUUCUGAGUCUGAGUCUGAAGAAAAUUCACUUACUAAGCGUGCAGCCACGGUUUGGAUUAGGAAUAGUGGAGAUUGUAUUUCUAAGACACCACUUGUUGAGCCUUCUCAGACUUCAUCGCCUACCAUAUCGACACGUGUUGUCGGAGAAGUUUCUCAGACUUCAUCACAUACUUCAUCGACAGAAGUUGUCGAAGAAGUUUCUCAGAGUUCAUCACAUUCUUUAUCGACAGAAGUUGUCGAAGAAGUUUCUCAGAGUUCAUCACAUUCUUUAUCGACAGAAGUUGUCGAAACUGCUGAUAGUUCGUCACCUAUUUUAUCGACAGCAGUUGUCGAAGUUUCUCAGAGUUCGUCAGCAAUUUUAUCGACAGAAUUAUGCAAAUAUUGGAUCAACGGAAACUGUGUGCAUGGUGAUAAAUGUCGGGAUAUGCAUUCUUGGUUUUCUGGUGAUCGGUUAUCAGCAGUAACAAAUCUUGAAGGACACAAGAAACUUGUCACAGGAAUUACACUUCCAGUUGGGACGAACAAACUUUUCUCUGGAAGUACUGAUGGCACAGUUCGGAUAUGGGACUGCCAUACUGCUGAGUGUGCUAAUGUGACCAAUCUUGGUGAUGAAGUCAACUCUUUAAUCAGCGAGGGCCCUUGGAUUUUUGUUGGUCUAUCAAAUAUUGUCAAGGCAUGGAAUAUUCAGAAUGGUUCAGGGUAUACUCUUGAAGUGCCUAAUGGGCGAGUCCUUGCCAUGACUAUUGGCAAAGAUACACUUUUAGCUGGUGCAGAGGAUGGUGUAAUUUCUGCAUGGAAGGGCAGCUCUGAAGCCAAUUCCCCUUUUAAACUGGUUGCAUCACUACUUGGCCACUCUAAAUCUGUUGUUUGCCUUACUGUCGGAUGCCCCAACAAGAGGCUUUUCUCGGGAUCCAUGGACCACAGUAUUAAGGUUUGGGAUCUUGACACAUUUGAGUGUAAAAUGACACUCAAUGGGCAUACUGACACAGUCACAUCCCUUAUUUGUUGGGGCAACUUCUUGCUAUCAAGUUCAUUGGACUGCACUAUUAAGGUCUGGGCUGAAAGUCAAGAGAAAACUUUGCAAGUGGCAUAUUCGCACAAUGUGGAAAACGGCAUUGUUGCACUUAAUGCGAUGACUGAUGCAGAAGAUAAGACUAUACUGUUUUGCUCUUGCCGAGACAAUUCAGUUCGUCUGUAUGAACUACCAUCUUUUUCAGAGAGGGGUAGAUUAUUUGCUAGACAAGAAGUCAGAUCAAUCGAGAAAGGUCCUGGUGGACUGAUCUUCACUGGAGAUGGAACUGGUUUGGUGACCGUCUCAAAAUGGUCGGAAGAAGCCAAGGUAGAAGCAGCAUAGCAUCCUCUUGAGUCAUGAGCACCAACUCCUCUGUUGAUGUGAUAUGAGUGAUUCUUUUAGGCAGGCAGGAGUAUAUGAUCAUUUAUACAACACUAGAGUUAAGAGAGAAUCAUAAACAUUUGUAUAGUUAGUGACACAAAUCAAUUUAUUUUUCCCUGGUCAAUUGAGCAAUUGAUUGUAAAAAGAUGUAUAUAUAUUGAAUACAACAUUCCAAUUCCAUUUCUCUUUUAUCUGUU